UUUCGUGUUAUUGUGCGAAAGUUUGUUCGGUUCGACGAAUUUCUGAGCUUUUUCAAUCACGUGCAUUUAUAGGAAUAUUUUGGUAACAACAAGAUGAGCAAGUCUACGGGCAAUGCGCCGCCGUUCACAUACGUUCCACCGCCAUCGGCGCCCCCAUCCUAUCUGGAGGCCGUUGGCGGAGUGAAGCCAGUAGGUCCAUACACGCCAGUUUUAGCGCCUGCUACCGCCGGGGGUACAAAUAUACUGACGACAGUUGUGCCCAUUGGACGGACUUCCACACACAUGAUAUGCCCCUCAUGCCAUGCGGAGAUUGAGUCGACAACACGCACAGAGCCGGGCAUGAUUGCCUAUUUGUCUGGUUUUGUAAUUGCAUUGCUUGGUUGCUGGCUGGGCUGCUGCUUGAUACCUUGUUGCAUUGAUGACUGCAUGGACGUUCACCACACGUGCCCCAACUGCAAGGCAUAUUUGGGACGUUAUCGGCGAUAAAUUUCUGCAACUUCUACUGCUGCUUUGCACACAAACA
Messenger RNA from Drosophila arizonae, 523 nucleotides. RefSeq names its product LITAF domain-containing protein. The record is from RefSeq and is a predicted model, not a curated record. Gene Ontology annotation, molecular function: zinc ion binding. Lineage: Eukaryota; Metazoa; Arthropoda; Insecta; Diptera; Drosophilidae.